Messenger RNA from Mesitornis unicolor (brown roatelo), 792 nucleotides. Its product is annotated as potassium voltage-gated channel subfamily KQT member 1. The annotation marks the transcript as partial. The record is from RefSeq and is a predicted model, not a curated record. Gene Ontology annotation, cellular component: membrane. Lineage: Eukaryota; Metazoa; Chordata; Aves; Mesitornithiformes; Mesitornithidae. Gene Ontology annotation, molecular function: voltage-gated potassium channel activity. The transcript has 7 exons. Gene Ontology annotation, biological process: transmembrane transport; potassium ion transport.
GUGCUUACUAGACUGCAUUACAUUUUUAUUUAUUUAUUUUUUAUUUGCAGCUUCCUUAUUGUGCUGAUAUGCCUUAUCUUCAGCGUCCUUUCUACAAUUGAACAGUAUGCAGCUCUUGCUACAGGGACCUUAUUUUGGAUGGAAAUUGUACUGGUGGUAUUCUUUGGGACAGAAUAUGUGGUUCGGUUAUGGUCAGCAGGAUGCCGCAGUAAAUACGUUGGAAUAUGGGGAAGGCUCCGUUUUGCAAGGAAGCCUAUUUCAAUCAUUGAUUUAAUUGUGGUUGUUGCUUCCAUGAUAGUUCUUUGUGUGGGCUCUAAAGGUCAAGUCUUUGCAACUUCAGCUAUCAGGGGCAUCCGAUUUCUGCAGAUUUUACGAAUGCUGCAUGUUGAUCGUCAGGGUGGUACGUGGAGGCUGCUGGGAUCAGUAGUGUUCAUACACAGACAAGAACUGAUCACUACACUCUACAUUGGAUUUCUGGGCCUGAUUUUUUCCUCUUAUUUUGUAUACCUGGCUGAAAAAGAUGCUGUAAACGAUUCUGGAGAAACAGAGUUUGGCAGCUAUGCAGAUGCCCUGUGGUGGGGAGUAGUAACUGUUACAACUAUUGGCUAUGGGGAUAAAGUGCCUCAGACCUGGAUAGGGAAGACCAUUGCAUCUUGUUUUUCAGUAUUUGCAAUUUCAUUUUUUGCACUCCCUGCGGGAAUUCUUGGUUCAGGCUUUGCCCUAAAGGUACAACAGAAACAACGACAGAAACAUUUCAACCGUCAAAUUCCAGCUGCUGCCUCUCUCAUACAG